ACGGGAACUGAGUUGGUUGCCGUUCGACCAUCAAGUCGACACGUGUCCAGUGUUUGUGUUAUAAUAGUAUUUAAAACAGUGUGUUGUAAAGUUUACAUUUGCGUACAGCUUGUAAGUUAGCGUACAGGUCAGGGGUUACGCGUGUAGGUAUUAACAAUUGAGUUUGAAAUGGCGUGAAUUAUAAUAUUAUGUAUUGCAGAUGAAAGUCGGCGAAACAUGUAGCAAGAAUGACGCGUAUGAAGUGGGUGGUGCUGUGGUCUCUGUGGGCAGCCCGGCUGGUGAGGCAGCCCAGCGCCCCGGUGCUGGUCAGCAGCGGCUGGCUGCGAGGGUCCGUGGCUGCUGACGGCUCACACGUCCGCUACACUGGAGUUCCGUAUGCGACGGCGGAGAGGUUUCAGUCUCCGCGACCAGCGCUUUCUUGGACUGGGACUCUAGAUGCCUUCGAUGAACAUAUUAGAUGCGUUCAAAGAUUCACGAAAUCAUGGAUAACUGGAUAUGAGAAUUGUCUUACUCUGAAUAUAUAUACUCCAGCUCACUCCUCUGGAAAGCCAUAUCCUGUAAUGGUAUACAUUCAUGGAGGCGGCUUCAGGGAUGGUUCGGGGUCACCGUUUUUAUAUGGUCCGGAGUAUUUAAUGAAGCAUGGUAUAAUUCUGGUAACAUUUAACUACAGAUUAGAAGUAAUGGGCUUUCUGUGUUUAGGAAUUAAAGAAGCUUCUGGUAAUAUGGGUUUAAAAGAUCAAGUGGCAGCACUUCGUUGGAUUAUGAGAAAUAUAAAAGUAUUCGGAGGAGAUCCCGAUAAUAUUACGUUGUUCGGUGAGAGCGCCGGCUCAGCGUCUGUUCUGUACCACAUCGUUUCGCCUUUGUCGAAAGGACUGUUCCACAAAGCAAUACUGCAAAGUGGCUCUGCCAUUUCUCCUUGGAGCACGCAGUUUGAGCCGUUAAAAACAGCAAGUCUUUUAGCUAGAGAAAUGGGUCACGUCACUAAUGACCCUCAACAAUUAUAUCAGCUAUUUAAGAACAAAACACCAAUGGAAUUGCUAAGUACCCGAGUACCGAGGGCUAUCGGUGAUAUAACUUUAUCAGAAAACAUAUUUGUGCCAUGUAUCGAGAAUGUAAUUGACAAUAACGAACAAUUUAUAACCAAUAGUCCCUAUAAUCUAAUACUUUUAAAUCAAUUUAACAAAGUUCCUUUGAUAAUUGGCUAUAAUGACGCCGAAGGGUACAUGUUUGUUGCCAAGGAAAAUGAGACUACCAUCACUGAUUUUAAUGUCCUCAGCUCCCUGCCUAGAGAUCUGUCAUUUCCUUCUGAAAUUAUUAAAAUAAAAACAGCGAAAGAACUACAGGAUCUUUAUUUUGAUGAGAGCAGCCCAAAAACAUCUCCCGAUAAACUGGCAAGAUAUCAAGGUGAUACCUGCAUCGUAUUUCCUGUGGUUAAAACGAUAGACAUGCUUUUAAAGUAUUCAGAAGAGCCGAUUUAUUCGUACAAAUUUUCACGAGACGGCUGGAUGAAUCUUGUCAAAAUACUGUUCGGGUUCGGAAGGUUUCCUGGGGCAUCUCAUGCUGACGAGCUUUUCUAUAUAUUUAAAACUGGACUUGAAUUGCCAAUAGCUCUUCUGGAAACUGAUGUGAUAAGUAAAAUGACAACGAUGUGGACCAAUUUUGCAAAGUACAAUAAUCCUACACCAGGAGGACCAGAAUCGUCGCUUAAAUGGCAACAGACUGACAAACAAGAUCCACAAGUGUUUAUUAUAGAUAAGCAAAUAUCUAUGGAGCCUCUUUGGAAUGACCCUCUAAUGCUGUAUUGGAACAAAACCUACACGGAGUAUAGACGGAGAAUAUAAUUUGAGUAGUUUGUUAUCAAUGCCCAUGGACCAACGAUGCCAUAACUUGCCAGUGAUAUUACAAAAUCAUUAUACAAAACGGGAGUGAGGUUAUUCUCUAUUCGACUGCAUUGUUUUGUAUGUUUGUUACAUAAUAUUUUUAAUUUGGAACUUAUGUGUAUUUACCACAUGAGACCAAUUUAUUUUAUAUUAAUAUUACAUUUAGUAUAAAUUUAUAAGUACUGAA
Leptidea sinapis is the source of this 2067-nucleotide messenger RNA. Its product is annotated as acetylcholinesterase-like. The record is from RefSeq and is a predicted model, not a curated record. Lineage: Eukaryota; Metazoa; Arthropoda; Insecta; Lepidoptera; Pieridae. The transcript is spliced from 4 exons. Bases 228 to 1841 code for a protein of 537 amino acids.